Messenger RNA from Penicillium griseofulvum, 996 nucleotides. RefSeq lists its product as uncharacterized. NCBI's taxonomy places the organism in Eukaryota, Fungi, Ascomycota, Eurotiomycetes, Eurotiales, Aspergillaceae. The transcript has 3 exons. The record is from RefSeq and is a predicted model, not a curated record. Bases 1 to 996 code for a protein of 331 amino acids.
AUGGCUGCCCGAACCUUGGACAAAAUGCGCAAGGCUCAAUCUCUCCUUCGCGAAUGCCAUAGCUGGCUCGUGGAGAACAACGAGACCCGGCUGGCAGUUGAUUUGUGUCAGAUAGAAGGCAGCCUUGCACUGUUCUUUGAGAACAGGUGCUUCGCCAAUUCCCCCUGUCCUGGGCUUCAGGGCGAGGAGCUUCCCCGGCUUCCUCCAUCCAACGGCUACAGAAAUGGAGUAUACCGCAGACCCUACAAUGGCGGCCGCAGACCCCGCCCAACCAACAGAGAUAGGGCUGAAGCCUCCGCUAGGCGUGCCAGCGGCGAGCAAAAUGUACAGGAUCAGGGGACAGCGAGUACACCCAAAGACAUAGCGAGCAAACCUACCUGCCCUGAUGCCAACCUCAAACCCCCCGAGGCUCGAGCUACCAUUACAAGAGCAUCGCCGCCAACCGGCCUGCUCUUGGACUUUGACAAUGACGUGGAACUCGUCCAACUGUCACCGAAUAUGGUAGCCGACAUGGGAACAGGAGAUGCGGAUGAUCUCAGAUCAAAGGGAAAACAGCGCCUGCCAGAGUGGCCAGCUACUACAGGCAGCGCUGAGCCAGCUCCAGAGGGGUUGGUCCAACUGGACGGCGACAAGGGGUCCCUUCACCAGACCAUUGGCACUGUGCCCAAUGCCCCCACUGCAGGUCUGGACUCCCCCCUUGGCGACUACUGCUCUCUGGCGGUUGAAGAAGGUGUUCUCCCAGUCCCGUCCCAGCUUCCAGGAACCGACGCAAAUAACUACAUCAUUAAGCGAGAAGAAAGGGAUGUUCAUGCUGAUGGUCUUGGUCCCCGGGCUGGCCACAUUCUUCAGCCCGAGGACCUGGAAGAUGAUGAAAUCGUUUUCCAGGGAAACACAGCAAAGGGUACCCGUCCGGACUUUAAGGCCUCGUUUGUCAGACGACGACUGAAAACCUCUCGUCGUGCUCUUGAUCCCAAAUUCGAUGUGACCCUUUGCUAG